CUAAUCCACAAAAUCAAAUGGAACCAAAUUUGAGAGAUGUCUCAAUUGCUCGCUCUUUUUCCAAAUGAACUUCCACUAGUCUACUGGUCAGAACUUCUCUUUCCCAUGUUGAAUAGUGAGUGAAGUUCAUAUCCAAUUAAUGUUGUUUAAGUACUGAUCACAGCAUUUUUUCAUAUCAUCUCUGCUUGUUUGAGGCAUCAAGCUAAACUAGAAUUAUUUGUCUUUCUCGCCAUGAUCAAGGUGAUCAGGCUACUACCCCUUCCAGCACAUUUCGUUAUUGUUCUAGUUCUUGGUUUGUGCUGUGUAGUUUGUUGUCAUGCUGAGGAUCAUCAAAACUGUGAGCCUUCAUCCUGCGGCGACAUCCGUAAUAUAAGUUACCCUUUCCGACUCAUCGGUGAUCCACAGAAGUGCGGUGACUUCAGGUAUAACCUGUCUUGUGAGAAUAAUCUCACUGUUUUACACUUGUAUUCAGGAAGAUACUAUGUCCUUGCCAUCAAUUAUGAAAACGGCACGAUCCGAGUUGUGGAUGUCAAUCUUCAAAAGGAUAACUGCUCUUCUCUCCCUCUAUAUUCCUUGACUGCAUAUAACUUAAGUAGUGAUGAUGAGGAUCUGUAUCGCACGCAUCAAUGGAAAGGUACAAGUUGGGAGAAAAGUCCUCAGUUUGAACUGUACUCAAAGCUUAUAAUUCUCAUAACCUGUGAAUUUCGGCCGGGGAAUUCAUCCCUCUUUGUAGAUGCUGCUCCUUGCAUCAACGCAACGAGCGGACAUUCCUUUGUCAACAUUGACAGCUUAAAUGCAUCGGAUUUGUUGGAUUCAUGCCAGACGGAGCUGAUGGUUCUGACAUCAUGGAAUGGAACAAAGGUUGUGAACAGGUCCUACAUAGACAUCCACAACGAGCUGCUCUAUGGUUUUGAACUUUCAUGGUUGCACAAUUACGGGCGACCAGGUGAAGUUUGCUACAUCGACACUGAUACCAACAAAGUUAAUUGUAUUAUGUAUGACAGCUUAAGCCUCUCCACUAUUAUUGCGGAUUAUGUAAUAGUGUCAGCUUCAUACAUUCUAGAUGCAGUGAUUUUGUGGUCUGGGACAAAAAUUGUACUCGGAGUUCCCUGUGUGAUUGUGUUUUUAAUCUUCAAGUUGAAAAGACGCCACUUAUCAAUGUAUGGCCUUAUUGAAGAUUUCUUGCAAAGUCACAACAACCUCAUGCCAAUAAGGUACUCCUACUCCAAUACCAAGAAAAUGACCAAGGGAUUUAAGGAUAAAUUAGGGGAAGGAGGUUACGGCUCUGUGUAUAAAGGCAAGCUUCGCAGCGGACGCCUUGUUGCUGUUAAGAUGUUGGGAAAGUCUAAAGCUAAUGGUCAAGAUUUUAUGAAUGAAGUUGCAACCAUUGGAAGAAUUCACCAUGUAAAUGUGGUACGACUAAUCGGCUAUUGUGCUGAGGGGUCAAAGCGUGCUCUUAUAUACGAGUACAUGUCAAACGGGUCUCUUGAUAAGCACAUUUUUUCCAAGGAAGGAUCCAUUUCCUUAAGCUGCAAGGAAGCAUUUGAAAUUUCACUAGGAGUGGCUCGUGGUAUUGGUUAUCUGCAUCAAGGAUGUGACAUGAAGAUAUUGCAUUUUGAUAUCAAGCCACACAACAUUCUUCUAGAUGAGAAUUUUGUUCCAAAGGUUUCAGACUUUGGUCUGGCUAGAUUAUGCCCAUUAGAUGACAGCAGUUUAAUUUUGACUGCAGCGAGAGGAACCAUUGGAUACAUAGCUCCGGAAUUGUUUUACAAGAAUAUUGGUGGUGUGACGAACAAAGCUGACAUGUAUAGUUUCGGAAUGUUGCUGAUGGAGAUAGCAGGGAAAAGAAAGAACUUGAAUGCAGUUGCAGCCCAUUCUAGCCAAAUUUACUUUCCUUCAUGGGUUUAUGACCAGUUCAGUGAAGGAAAUGAGAUGGAAAUUGAAGAUGCAACCGACGAGGAAAGGAGAUUAACAAGGAAGAUGCUCAUGGUAGCAUUGUGGUGUAUACAAAUGAAGCCUUGUGACCGUCCCAAAUCAAUGAGCAAAGUUGUAGAGAUGCUUGAAGGAGAAGUUGAAUCCAUUCCAAUGCCUCCAAAGCCCUUCCUAUAUCCACAAGACAUGCCAGUAGUGGAUGAUGAAGAUGAUACGGAAACAGCUCUAUCAUCGUCACUGCCAUUAAAAAAUGAAGCUCCAGAGUCGACUAGUUUGGCUCAAAAUCCAGAAUAAGUGAUGCAUGGCUCAAAAUCCAGAAUAAGUGCGCAACACCAAUAAUAUAUAUGUAUUUACCAUGGGGAAGGAAUUUCCUGCUAUGGAGUAGUUAAUAAGUGUUAUUCGAAUACUCUGCAUAUUCACCUAAACUGGGAACGGUGUGCUGAUCAGGAAUCAUGAGGGAAACUUCAGUUCUUGAUACCAAGUUUAUUGUCUUUAUAUAGAUCGAGGGUAGUUUAGUUCCUACUUUGUGUUAUUGAACAUGCUCCAAUUGGUAUCAUAUUGGUCAGCAAUUGUUUAC
This is a messenger RNA of Fragaria vesca subsp. vesca, 2509 nucleotides long. RefSeq names its product probable receptor-like protein kinase At1g67000-like. Gene Ontology annotation, molecular function: polysaccharide binding; ATP binding; protein kinase activity. Bases 232 to 2226 code for a protein of 664 amino acids. NCBI's taxonomy places the organism in Eukaryota, Viridiplantae, Streptophyta, Magnoliopsida, Rosales, Rosaceae. Gene Ontology annotation, biological process: protein phosphorylation. The record is from RefSeq and is a predicted model, not a curated record. The transcript is spliced from 3 exons.